This is a messenger RNA of Morchella importuna, 3177 nucleotides long. RefSeq lists its product as uncharacterized. The coding region runs from base 1 to 3177 and encodes 1058 amino acids. NCBI's taxonomy places the organism in Eukaryota, Fungi, Ascomycota, Pezizomycetes, Pezizales, Morchellaceae. The transcript is spliced from 3 exons. Gene Ontology annotation, molecular function: ATP hydrolysis activity; DNA helicase activity. Gene Ontology annotation, biological process: DNA repair; telomere maintenance. The record is from RefSeq and is a predicted model, not a curated record.
AUGGGUGGUUGGUCGUACCGGAAAGUAUCGUUGAUCUUUCCCCUUCCACCGCAGCACUUGCAACAACAACAACCCCUACUGCUGCUGCAGCUGCACAACAAGCACACGUACAGGCACCUCCACGUCUCACACACACGUCCUCUCCUUCUCCGUGGCUGGCCGUCUUCGCGUCGACGACUGCUACAAUCACCAUCACCACAAUCAUCACCACAAUCAUCACCACAAUCAUCACCAUCACCAUCACCAUCACCAUCACCAUCACCAUCAUCACUGUCAUCACGGCCAUCAUCAUCCACGGACACUGCUACUGCUGCUGCUACACAACUCCUCUUCUCCUCCCAUCUCCACUCUGCCACAACACCCACACCCACACUCACAACCAUCACAGACAUCACCAGCAUCACAAACAUCACCUCUACAUCUACCACUACCACACCCACAGCAAUCACAAUCUCUGCUGCACCCACCCAGGGCCCAUCACCACCACCACCACCACCAUUCCCCCCCCCAAUCCCCUUCCUCACAACCAUGUUCACCCCCAGAGGCCCACCGCCAAAACCUACGCCCCCAUCCCCACCGAAAAACACCCAAUCCUCCCUCGCCUACGCGUUCUCCAAAGUCCCGCAAACCUCCAAAGCCCCCAGCACCACCCGCCGCCACGCCCCCCCACCCACCUCACGAGCCACCGCCUCCCAUGGCCCCUCCCUCACCACCGUCCUGCAAAAGACCGCCGCCGCCACAAACGUUGUCCGCCCCAAGCCUCGGGAACGGGAACGGGUCAUCAAGGCCUUCGAAUGCGCCUCCUCCUUCGACGACGGCCCUCCCCCCCCCUCCUCCUCCUCCGCCACCAACAACAACACAUCCCCAAAGAUCAAGUCCCAGCUAACAGCACUGCACGAGGCCGUCUUCUUCGACGAGGGCGAUUUCGAUGACGACCAGGACCUCAAUUUCGAUGACACCAUCGUCUUCGCUGACGAAGCCGACGCCGAGGAGACCCCCGCUGCAUACUCGGCCUCGCCGGCAAGCUUUGGCGUCCCCACGCCGCCACCGCCGAAGAGUUUCUUGCCGCCGAGUUUGACACGGAGGAGGAGCCCCCCCACGCCGAUCAAGAGGGAGUAUAGCAGCAUUGAUGAGGAGGAGGACGUGGUGAUCAAGAUCGAGUCGUCGCAGCCGCAGCUGCCGGGUAGCUCAGUGCCAUUUCCGUGGUCUUCGUCGCCCGUGGAGCAUUUUGCUCCGCCGGUGCCGAUGCCGGUGACGCAGCAGCCGGCGAGGGGGCAGAGGCAGCAGCAACCGGUGCCGCCGCCGCCGCAGACAAUGGCAACGACGACGACGACGACGAAAACGACGGCGUCGAGGCAGAUGGAGGUGAUUGAUUUGAUGGAGAACGAUGAGCCGGAGGUGCCGAAGAAGAAGCGGAAGAUCCCGUGGGCCAAGGACGGGGAUGCGGCGGUUGCGGCGGUUGCCGCGCCUCCAUCACGUACAGGCAGGACACGGGCCGAACGGACCCCGGUGCGGCACGAGGCGCCGAAGCUGCCGUGGGAGAUGACGGCGAGCGACUUUAAGCGGGCGUCGCGGAAGGGUGUGGAGCAGCAGCAGCGGCGAGGGCUGAGUACGCGGGCUGCAAAGGAGGAGGCGGCGGCGGCGCUAGGCGGGGGGGGGAAGAAGGAGAUGCGGCAGAAGAAGCUGACGCUGAGUACCGAGCAGAUGCAUGUGCUGGACUUGGUGCUUGAGUCGGGGAAGAGUGUGUUUUUUACGGGAUCUGCGGGUACCGGCAAAUCCGUUCUAAUGCGCGAAGUCAUCACCGCCCUCCGGCGCAAAUACACCGAACACGACCACGUCGCUGUCACCGCAUCCACCGGCCUCGCCGCCUGCAACGUCGGUGGCGUGACGCUGCACUCCUUCGCCGGCAUCGGGCUCGGCAAGGAGCCCGUGCCCGACCUCGUCAAGAAGAUCAAGCGCAACGCCAAAGCCAGGACACGCUGGCUGCGCACCAAGGUUCUCGUCAUCGACGAGAUCUCUAUGGUCGACGGCGACCUGUUUGACAAGCUCGAGGCCAUCGCACGCAUAAUCCGUAACAAUGGCCGCGCCUUUGGCGACAUCCAGUUGGUGGUUACGGGCGACUUUUUUCAGCUCCCGCCCGUGCCGGAUUAUGGCAAGGUGGCGAGAUUUGCGUUUGAUGCGAAUACGUGGUGUACGGCGAUUGAGCAUACCAUUGGCUUGACGCAGGUCUUUAGGCAGCGGGAUCCUGAAUUCGCCGCCAUCUUGAACGAAAUGCGCCUGGGGAGACUGUCCGCCGCCUCGAUCGCCGUGUUCCGCCGCCUCUCCCGCCCGCUCAAAUAUGACGACGGCAUCCAGGCCACCGAGCUCUUCCCCACGCGGCAAGAAGUCGACGCCGCAAACAACAGCAAGAUGCGCCAGCUCUCCGGCAGCGAGCGCAAAUUCACCGCCACCGAUGGCGGCAGCAUCAGGGACGUUGAUCACCGCACCAAGCUGCUGUCCACCUGCAUGGCGCCCCAGGUCAUCUGCCUCAAGGAGAACUCGCAGGUCAUGCUCAUCAAGAACAUCGACGACACCCUCGUCAACGGCUCUCUCGGCCGCGUCGUCGGCUUCAUGUCGGAGAAGACAUUCGACAUGGCACACGACGACCCGGACUCCCUCACCCUCGAGACCCGCGCCAGCCACAACUCCAUCACCAAGAUCCUCAGCACCGACGACGCCGCCACCGACAACUGGCCACUCGUUGAAUUCGCGCUCCCCGACGGGACCUCCCGACAACUCCUCGUGCAGCCGGAGACAUGGAAAGUCGAGCUUCCGUCCGGCGAGGUGCAAGCGAGCAGGACACAGGUGCCGCUGAUCCUGGCGUGGGCGCUGUCGAUCCACAAGGCGCAGGGGCAGACGCUGGAGCGCGUCAAGGUGGACCUGGGACGGGUGUUUGAGAAGGGGCAGGCGUAUGUUGCGCUGUCGCGCGCGACGUGUCAGGAGGGGUUGGAGGUGCUGAGGUUCGAUGCGGCGAAGGUCAUGGCGCAUGAGAAGGUGAGGGAGUUUUAUAAGAGCUUGUAUUCGGCGGCGGAGGCGAAGGCGCGGAGGGCGGAUGUGGGGAGGAGGAAGGUGCUGGAGGAGGAGGGGGGGGAUGUGGAUGGGGAGGAGGCGAUGAGGCAGGGGACGGGGAUGGGGUGA